Venustampulla echinocandica is the source of this 2421-nucleotide messenger RNA. RefSeq lists its product as uncharacterized. The record is from RefSeq and is a predicted model, not a curated record. The transcript has a single exon. NCBI's taxonomy places the organism in Eukaryota, Fungi, Ascomycota, Leotiomycetes, Helotiales, Pleuroascaceae. Bases 1 to 2421 code for a protein of 806 amino acids.
AUGGCCGAAAACGACGUUCCGAGCAAGCCCGGGGCUGCCAUCGAGCCUUCCGGUCAAUCUUUGUCCAGUCAAAAUACGGAGAAGCCAGCAUGGUGGAAACGACGAGCUCCUACGAUUGAGGAUCACAGAGCAAAGAAUCGUGCGCACGAGUUUAAUGGGAAGCGAGGUUUUAAUGGUCAUUGGUUUCACCGGCCGGUAGAGCAAAAGAGCACGGCGCCGUUCGAUAAUGCUGCGAUGUUGGAGUCCGAUGAGAAGGGGAGAUACAUCUAUCGAAACCAGUUCGGCCAGAAAUACCAUAAACACGACGAUGUGGCUACCUAUCUCAGCCCAACGAACUAUGUUCCAAAACGAUUAGUAGUCCAAGCAACGAACUAUGUGUGUAACACCAAGCUUCAAACUGGCGACUGGAGGCGAACACAUAUCCAGGGAAACGUCCCGACCGUUUUGAAAAUUGCGGAAUGGGCCUUAAGACCUUCAGACCCAGACAAAGAAGGGAAGGCGUCUCUUCUUGGACGUGUUCACUCCGGCUUCCGAAUUCUGGCUGUUGGAUUACCUCUUCAGAUUCUAUUAUGCUUACCCACAACAGACUCCUGGGAAGGUGGUGAAAUCAAUGACAAUUAUUCCAACUUCCCUGGGUACCACUGGAAGUGGCCGAAAUAUGCGACGAAUCCUCUCGAUAUGAGGCCUGCUCCAGCCGGACAAGAAAUUGUAACGCAUAACCAGUCGUCGAAGAGGCGCCUUCUACGCCCCCGGCAACUCAUCAUAUUAAAAGAUGGCAAAUGGGUCCUCGAUCCAAAUCCAAGCAGAACCACUUCCUACCUCUUCAUCAGUUACGCCAAUAUGCAUUUUGAUACCGACCACUCAGAAACCGGACGACGUAUGGUUGAGGACAUGGCUGCAUUCGCAGCCAUCAAGGCUGGCAAGCAAGCAUACUGGCUCGACUACCGCUGCCGUGCCCCAGAAGCCGGACCAGAACUCGACGCGGACGUAUAUCGUAUGUGCGAUGUGAUACGCGGCGCAUAUCAAGUGGUGGUCAUGCUCAAAGGCGAUGCACUGAGACUGAAGCAAGAUUGGGGCUCGAGAAUGUGGACACUGCCAGAAGGUCUUUUGGCAACAGGGCAAAACGUCUACUUCUGUACCCCCGAAGAAGACUCCUUCAAAAUUACCACCAUGAAUAAGGUCGAAAUGAGCGGUUCGAUUUGGGAAGAUACGGAAGUCGACGAUGAAGACAGCCCUACGCGACUCCUCGCCGAGCACUUCACGGGGGUCCUGACUCUCUCCCGGCUCGAGAUCUUGUCCAACGCCAUUGCAGCCCUUGGUGAUCGAGCUUACAAAAACUAUCACUCUCAUACUAGGGGUGACAUCGCAUAUGCACUCAUGGGUCUUCUUCACUACCGCAUCGAAAAAGAGCCCAAUGACACGGCUUUCCAAGCCCUCGCCCGACUCUCCCUGGCAAACGACAGUGACCGCCUCAUCGAACGUAUGGUCUGUCUCUUCCCUGACCCCAGCAAACCAGAAGUCUCUGCCUUUAUGCAACUCGCCCAGCCGGAUAUGUACCAAGCCCAUCUCUGGGACAUUGACCCGCUGUGUCAAGUAGUAGGUGUAGGUGACGAGGACAACACAGUUAUGCUAGAUGGUUGCAAGGCUGUGCACAUCCGCUGGAAGAAUUUCCCACGUGUGGCCACUGUCCGACACUACGGCAUGAAGAAACUCUUAGCUGAGCUAUUCGUCCGCAGCGGCGCAUGGUGGUUCCUUUUCGGUAUCAACCUAACCAUCACCUACGCGCCCUUUAUAACAUUUAGCGGCUUCGCAUCGCAAUCCAGUCUUAUUCUAGCCUUGGAACUCCUGUUAGGCUCGUUCUUUGUAGUCGGUUUACUCCUCUCCUUCAUUGGACCAUACUCCGUGCGCAGACUAUAUGGCGGCCGAGUUUUGGAGAGCACGCCCAAUUUAAUAGCAUUUGAAGGUGUACUUCCGCUCAGGAAACUUGAACCCAUCGUCUUUGGAAAUAACUCCGGGCGACUCUCCUACGAACCCUCAUCCACACCAUUCUCUCUCCCGUUCCGCGACCCUAGCGAGCGCAUCGGUCUCGAGCCCACGUGGAUAUCAUCGGGCAACCCUGCCGAUGUCAAAGAAGUAGAGGCAGCGCUCCCUAAAGGCCAACGGUUAUUUACGCUUGUCGAUACUGGCAGUUUGAACGUCAGUGUUUUUGCAGCUGAGAACCCUCCUACGGUAGCACUAUUGUGUGGUAGGGAAGGAGGCAUGUUGAGGGCUGUGCUUUGCAGCUGGAGGUUUAGGAAUGAUUGUUUAGUUAGGGAGACAGUUAUUAGGAUGCCGAGUGCUGUGCUGGAGGCGGCGGCGGCGAGGUCUUGGUUGAAGGUCUCUUUGGGCAAGGGAGCCGUUACGGAGGAGGGUAAGGUGUAA